AGCUAGCGGUAGCUUGUAAUAGCUUUUCAAUCGGUCAAUGCCCAAAGAAAAAACCAUUACAAUGAAUCGGGGUCUGUUUCAAGUGCUUUUCCCAAUUUUUCUAGUCAUUAUACCAUCACUUUCACAGAUUUCCUUCGGAACACUUGGCAGAGGAUUAAACUCGGGGUACUUACAAAAUGGAGGACUUAUCUAUCCAAAUGGUGAUGGAUCAGGGCCGCAAGCAAGCAGUUUGGCUGCAGCAAUUUAUGGAGUGGCAGUUCCUCCCGGAUUUAGCCAGUUUUCGGCUUCGGAAAAUUUCUUUGGGGACAACAAAGGCGACCUGUUUUCGGAUAGUUUCGGAGGCAGUGGAAUAAGCGAUGGAAUCAAGCCUGCCGAUUUAUUACUUGGGACAGGAAUACAUACAGGUGGAAACGGAGGUGGCCAAAGAGGAAGUUAUUCAACAUAUAUAUCAGAUUUUUCAGCGUUUGGUGAUUUUGGGCACCAUGCAAACAAUGACCAAAAACCGUCGUCUUCUAGUUUAGUAGAGAUCGACCCAAUUGCAGCACGAUUCGGGGUUGUGAUUCCCAACGUAGAUCAAGUUCCAUUUGAUCCCUCCCUUAGUGGAUCUACAGAAACAUUCAGCGGAAGCACUAGCACUGGUGCAGAUAAUGGAAGAAAGGACCUUUUCGAUAUUAGUCCAGUAGAAACCAGCAUUAAAUUUGAUUUACCUACUCGCACUUCCCUGUCCGAUGUCGUUCAGUUUCCACCUCAGUUUAGCACAAACAUCAACAAUUUAUCAGUUGCUUUUGCCAGCCAGAAUGGAUUGCCUAGAAUAGAUGAAUCUUUCUCAGUGGACAAGGCAUCAAACAGCCCCUCUUCAAGUGAAAUCGGAAAGAACCAAGUGGAUGUUAUUACAACAGCGUUCAAGUUUGCCGAUGACCAGAUCAUUAAAACGGAAGAAAUAAAACGAAACUUUGAACAUGCCACCGUUGCUCACACAGCAUCUGGCAAAUACACCGCUAGCACAUCAUCUACCGAAAUUGGGGACCCAACGAAGAAUCUUGAAAAAGGAACUGGAAACGUUCGCACUGUUGCCAUCAAAGAAAAAACUGAUCAACCAAAGACAAAAAUUCCUCCUAAACAAAAGGAAACUACAAAAACGUCUAACGAGUUCAUCGUUUCUCAAAUCAAGUCCACCUCACCUUACGUUUACCGAGGCAGCCAACGUGGCCAACAAGAAGCGCAAGAAUCAGAAAGAGACACAAUUAUUACUGAUGCACCCGAAAAUUUACCGGAAUUCCAAUAUCUAAAGGCAGCUGAAAAUGACGGUGAAUCCUACACUGCUCGUCCAAAAGAACCCGUAGCAACGUAUAAUUCUUACGGCUUCCUUACAUCACCUGGCUACCGCACAAACCACAAUUAGUUCUCAAGGUUCACAUAGAUAUUGUAAAUUUUCUAAACAUAAACCUGAUCGCUUCCU
Messenger RNA from Daphnia pulicaria, 1459 nucleotides. RefSeq lists its product as uncharacterized. Bases 38 to 1402 code for a protein of 454 amino acids. The transcript is spliced from 6 exons. Lineage: Eukaryota; Metazoa; Arthropoda; Branchiopoda; Diplostraca; Daphniidae. The record is from RefSeq and is a predicted model, not a curated record.